AUGAAGAGGGAGAGGAAGAAGGAGAGGAAGAAGGAGAGGAAGAAGGAGAGGAAGAAGGAGAGGAAGAAGGAGAGGAAGAAGGAGAGGAAGAAGGAGAGGAAGAAGGGGAAGAAGGAGAGAUAUUAUAUAACUUAUAUAUCUAAUAUUUUUAAUUAUUUAAUAUAA
Messenger RNA from Sclerotinia sclerotiorum 1980 UF-70, 165 nucleotides. RefSeq lists its product with no specific name. NCBI's taxonomy places the organism in Eukaryota, Fungi, Ascomycota, Leotiomycetes, Helotiales, Sclerotiniaceae. The transcript has a single exon. The record is from RefSeq and is a predicted model, not a curated record. Bases 1 to 165 code for a protein of 54 amino acids.